Prunus armeniaca (apricot) is the source of this 423-nucleotide messenger RNA. The record is from the annotation of a GenBank genome assembly. Lineage: Eukaryota; Viridiplantae; Streptophyta; Magnoliopsida; Rosales; Rosaceae.
AUGAAAGAGUAUAACCCGUCUUCCACUCUUCUUUCUUUUGAUUUGACUUCUUUCCGGGCGAAAACGGAUAAUUUGAUAGAAUCCCGUCAAUCUUUCGAAAGGGAAGUGCAUGGGAGUGGGAUGGAACUGGCGAUGCACCGAAUCUUUCAGAAGAGAGGACGUAGAAGGGCAGAUCUGGGGAAUCCGUAUGGAAUCCAAUCCAGUGAAGGAGGUCAAGAGAAGAGGGCUAGUGAUCAUCCUAUCUCUGAACCCUUCUAUUGUAUUGAAUCUACUCUGAUCUGGAUUCCAUUCUCGUCUUUGCAAGCGGAAGGACAGAUCUCGAAUUCUGAACUUGAUGAACUGCUUUCGCCCCCUUACCUGUGUAUCCCGGCUACCCUGCAUCAGGACUACCAGCACCGCCAGCUGCAGAAGGAAUUUGAGUAG